ACUUAAAGAAAAAAGGGUAGAUAGCGUGUUAUUUUAAUUAUUUAUCUGAGAUUAUUAAUUUUGGUAUGUGUUGUAAUGAAAGAUGUUUAGAUUUCAGGUAACUCACUCAAUUUCUCACUCGCAUUCACUCACUCACUCACUCACUCGUUCUCCUUUCCACUUCCAUCCACUCCUCCACUUCUCCUCCCCUCCUGCCGCGUCAGGGUGCAGCGGGAAUGCGAGGAGAAGUCAAUGGAGGUGUCGGGGCUGACGGAGGAGCGGGGGAAGCUGCAGGUGUUGGUGAAGGGGCUGGAGAGAGAGAUGGCAGCCCUGAGACGGGAGGUGAAGUACAGGGACGACAUCAUAAGGGACAGGGAGGGCCAGAUAAGCAAACACGCGCGAGCACGUGGAGGAGCUCGAGAAACAGCGCUUCCUUCUCGAUCACCAAAAUGAGUGUGCUGAAGGAGGAACUGCAGCCCCUCCAGGUGGCCCUCGAGCAGCGCGCCCAGCAGAUCAAGCAGAUGGAGGAUGAGGUGAGCGAGACGCGGCUGGUGGUGGGCGCAAGGGACAGACAGGUGAAGGAGUUGAGUCAGCGGCUGGCGACGGCGGGGCAGCAAGGGAGGCACCUGCAGCAGCGCCACCACUCUCUGGCCACGGCCCUCACCCGCGUGCUGGCCGACCUCGCCUCCGCCACCACCCUGCUUCACCAGCCCAAGAAACUCAAGGAGGCCAUCAAGACGCUGCACGACAAGCACGUCCGCAGCGGGAAGCACAAGGAGUUCUGGACGAGACCCGACCUUGACAAGCUGGCGGCCCCGGGCACUGACCCCACGGCACAGGCUGGCGGCGUGGUGGUGGCGGUGGCGGAGGAGGAGGAGGCGGUGUGCGAGCUACUUCGUCAGCGGGAGAUGCUGGAGAGAUCGGUGGCUACUUUGAGGGCACGAGCUGAGAAACAGGAUCGUGCCCAUAACGAUAAAGUGACGACGUUGGUGAAGGAAAACACGGAACUGCUGGCGCGGGUGCGGGAGCUGGAGGAGAGAGCGUGGCGGCUGGAGGGCGAAGCGAGGCGGGCGGAGAGUCUGGCCGGCCUUAGGGACCCGCGCUCCUGCAGAAGGAAGGCGUCCCGUGACCACCUGGUGCAGACUCUCUCGCGCCAGGCAGACACCAUCGCCCGCCUGCAGCAACAACUGAGGGAGGCACAGACGGGCGACCAGACUGAAGAUACCAAGACUGAGAACCAAAACAACGACAACCCAAACGUGAAACCUGACGAAGGCGGCGAAGAAGGUGAAGGAGAAAAGAAAACGAACGAACCCGAAGGAGACGUAGAAGACAAGGAUACCAAGGAAACUUCUACCAACAUAGACCACCACCACCGCCACCACCAGCACCACUACAACCACCAGCAGGAGGGAGGAUGCGGUGCUGAUUCAGAUGGAUCUCUCAAGCAUCAGCAUAUUGUCCUGCCUCACGGUGACUCCCCCACGCAUGAUCUCAACUCCAUCUCCCCGUGAGGAGGUGAAGGGAGUAAGAAUGAUGGUGCUUCUGUUGUUGUUGAUGUUUGUGGUGCUUCUGUAUAUUUUCGUUUGUGAUUUUCUUUCUUUCUUUUUUUUGUUUUCUUUGGUUGGUUUGUCUUUGUUUGUUUGUGGGUGCGUGUUUGUUUGUUUGUUUGUUGUAGUUGUUGUUGUUGUUGGUGGUGGUGGUGGUGGUGGUGAUGUUGUUGUUGUUGUUGUUACUAUUUCUACAGUUAUACACUAAUAAUGCAGUCACUAUACACCUACUAUGGCAGUUGUGGUUACUACUACUACUACUACUACUACUACUACUACUACUACUACUACUACUACUACUAUUACAACAACAACAACAACAACAACAACAACAAUUAGCCACUCCAGUAAUGUACCGUAUAUUCAAAACGUUAUAUAUUUCUUCUUCAUCAUGACUCUCUCUCUCUCUCUCUCUCU
Messenger RNA from Scylla paramamosain (green mud crab), 1946 nucleotides. RefSeq lists its product as uncharacterized. The record is from RefSeq and is a predicted model, not a curated record. The transcript is spliced from 7 exons. NCBI's taxonomy places the organism in Eukaryota, Metazoa, Arthropoda, Malacostraca, Decapoda, Portunidae. Bases 216 to 1493 code for a protein of 425 amino acids.